AGCGUGUAGCAGUAGCAGUAGCAGUAGCAUAGCAUGGUGGUAACUUGUUCCAUCACUGCUCUAAGCUAAAACCCUAAUCGGUGAUGGCCAUGAAAACCCUUGAAGAACACGACGUAGGCAUCUGCUCCUACAUUUCCAACCUCCCUGGCUUCCGUGGAGUGUUGAAGCAAAGGUACUCUGAUUUUAUUGUGCAUGAGGUAGACACUGAUGGAAACGUUGUUGAGUUGUCAUCACUUGAUGCCCCUGAAGAGAGUGUUCAGGAAAAUGGAACAAGUGCAACUGCAACUGAUACUGCAGUGGUGAGUUAUGCCUCUCAAAUUGAAGCUUUUAAGUCUCUUGCUGGGGAUUCUGAUGCAGCCCUUUUGGAGGAAUUUAUUAAUCAAACUAAAGCUGCUGGAGGAGGAGAAGACAGUGUUUCUCCUGUUAUUCUUUCUCCAGAUUCGGAUAAAUCUCAUCGAACGGAAAUGCAUAAUUUCAUAAAGGAAAACUUCAAGUUCCUGGUCUCUGACACGGUCGAUGGACCGGAUGCUUCAUCAAAAUGCAUCCGUGUGAGAUUGGAUUCUGGUGGAUCCAACAACAAAGGAAAAAACUCCAAGAAACGCAAAGGAAGAGAUGAUAAGCCUUUUGAUAGCAGAGGUUCAGAAAAUUGGCCACAAAUUGGGGGCAAGUUCCUCAGGUUUAAUCUUUAUAAGGAGAAUAAAGAUACUCAGGAAGCUUUGGGGGUGGUUGGAACUAUGCUUGGCAUCCAGCAAAGGUCAUUUGGGUUUGCGGGUACAAAGGACAAACGUGCUGUCUCGACCCAAAGGGUUACUGUUUAUAAGCAGCAAGCAAGUAGGCUAGCUUCCCUUAACAAGAGGUUGUUUGGUAUUAAAGUUGGUGAUUUCUGUUAUGUUCAGGAAGGACUUUGUCUUGGCCAGCUCUCGGGAAACCGAUUUACGAUCACAUUACGAGGUAUUGUUGCAGAUUCUGAAGAUACCAUAAAAUCAGCUGCAGAUGCCUUAGGAAGGCACGGCUUUAUUAACUACUUUGGUUUACAGCGUUUUGGGAGUGGUUCUGUGCCAACUCAUCUUAUUGGAGCUGCAUUACUCCGAGGGGAAUGGAAACUUACUGUGGACUUGAUCCUUGAUCCAAGAGAAGGAGAAAGAGACGCCAUAGCCAAGGCACGCAAGUACUAUAAAGAGAGUAAUGAUGUUGUUGGGACACUUAGGCAAAUGCCUCGAUAUUUAGUUGCUGAAAGGGCUGUGCUGCAAAGUUUAAAAAAGUGUCCUGGAAACUACUUGCAGGCUCUGAAAGCUAUUCCACGGACUUUGAGAAUGAUGUAUGUACAUAGUUACCAAAGCUAUUUGUGGAACCAUGCAGCAAGUACAAGGGUGCAAAAAUAUGGAACUGAACAAGUAGUAUUAGGAGACUUAGUAUAUUGCAAAGAAAAUCCUUCUGGAAAUGUUAGAGAGCUCAUUGGACCUGAAUGUGAAGAGGACUGCAGCGGUACACAUGAUUCUAAUAAUGAAGAUGAGGUCUCUCCAGAUGUUCAUGAAGGAAUAAAUAGUCAUGUCAAGGUUGUGAAUGCUGAAGAUCUUGAUUCGAGAUGCUAUACGAUUGAAGACAUUGUCCUUCCUAUGCCAGGUUCACGGGUAGAUUUUCCAAGCAACGACGUUGCCAAAGUUUAUCAUCAUUUGGCAGAUAAAGACGGAAUCAAUUUAACAGAGAGCGUGCAUAAUGUGAAGGAAUUCUCAAUAACUAGUGUGACUGGAAGUUACAGGAGGGUUUUUCAGAAACCGAUAAAUUUUGAAUGGGAAUUACUUACAUAUAGUGAUAGUAAUAAACCAUUGGCAGAGACAGAUUUAGAAAAAAUCAGCAAGUCUAAACCUAUAAACGAUGCCGAACAAGAGGGUGCAAAUGGGAAAAAGGAAGAAAACUUUGUUAGCACGACACAGUUAGAGAGCUCUGAUGAUGGUGCAAAGGUUGAAAAUGAUUAUAAUGAGAUUGUAGGUGAGGAGGUGAUAUUACCUCCUGAUGAAUCUGCUGGUGACUUGAGGUCUCAAAACUCCCAAAUAGCUCUCAAAUUGAGCUUUACUCUUCCUUCUUCCUGUUAUGCAACAAUGGCGAUAAGAGAGCUGCUGAAGACUUCAACAUCUGUUGCAUAUCACAAGACAUUAAACUAGUAGCAAGCACAUAGCUACCAAAUCAGCAAUGUUUUUCUGCAGGAGAAAGUGAUUCAUAGACAGAACAGGGAGAACACAGAAAGAUAAGUUCUAACUAGGCGUUACUAAUUAUCGGUGGAUGUUAUAAUAUAUGUGUCCUGUUGGAAGAAAUAGAGCGGUAUCCUCUCAAUUAUUCUUUGUAUCAUGUUUGAGAACCGUGGAAUUCAAUGCUACUUUUAUUUCUGCUGAAAAUUUGAGUUGAAUUUUUGCAA
Lotus japonicus is the source of this 2413-nucleotide messenger RNA. Its product is annotated as multisubstrate pseudouridine synthase 7. Gene Ontology annotation, molecular function: RNA binding; pseudouridine synthase activity. Gene Ontology annotation, biological process: pseudouridine synthesis. The record is from RefSeq and is a predicted model, not a curated record. Bases 84 to 2162 code for a protein of 692 amino acids. Lineage: Eukaryota; Viridiplantae; Streptophyta; Magnoliopsida; Fabales; Fabaceae. The transcript is spliced from 20 exons. Gene Ontology annotation, cellular component: nucleus.